Molecule: messenger RNA, 586 nt
Organism: Centruroides sculpturatus (bark scorpion)
Lineage: Eukaryota; Metazoa; Arthropoda; Arachnida; Scorpiones; Buthidae
Exons: 3
Biological process (GO): proteolysis
Molecular function (GO): serine-type endopeptidase activity
Source: RefSeq, a predicted model, not a curated record
UUUCACAGUUGAAGGAUUGUACGGGACAGUAGGACACAAAGAUAAAUAUUUUGGAAAGAAGGUGUAUUUUACCGAAAAAGUUCAACAUCCGGACUUUGUUGGAGACUUCUUUCAUUGCGAUAUUGCACUCUUAAUAAUAAAAGAAAUCGUUUCUAAAGUCGCCACUUCUAUUCUUACUUCAUUUGUACAUCCAAUCGCGCUACCGCACAAAAAUAGAGAUUGCAAUUCAUCUAGAACAUUGAUAAUUGGAUGGGGAAAAACUGGAACAAGUAUGCAAGAUACGACACAUUAUCUCCACGCGGCUGAUGUCAAUGUCAUCAAAGUUAGCGACACUCCCUACAAAGGAAAUCCGAUAUACGAGUCUAAAUCAGUAAUUCUCACACGUAAACGAGGUGUUUCCUUUAUGACAGGUGAUUCUGGUGGUCCUCUUAUAUCCCUAGAAAAUAGCAAUACACCCGUAGUGAUUGGUGUUUCAACUGCAGGUGAGAAGAAACCCGGUGGUGUCAACUUUCACCUUUCGACAAUUUAUUUUAUUGAUUUCAUAACACGCAACAGCGUGGGAGAUUUACUUUUGUGUAAUUGUUAA